AUGGCCACUAACGAGUUGAAGCUUUUGGGUUGUUGGUUCAGUCCAUUUACAUGUAGGGUGAAAUUUGCUCUUAACAUCAAAAGUUUAGAUUAUAACAAUAUUGAAGAAACUUUCCAUCCUAGAAGUGAUUUGGUUCUUCAGUCCAAUCCUAUAUACAAGAAAAUUCCAGUGUUGAGCCAUGGAGAUAAAAUAAUUUGUGAAUCUGCAAUCAUAGUUGAGUAUAUUGAUGAAGUUUGGAAAGAUAAUGGUGCUUCCUCUAUCCUUCCUUCAAAUGAUUUUGAUAGAGCCAUGGCUAGAUUUUGGGUUUCCUACAUGGAUGACAAGUUGUUCAAUUCCAUGCGAAAUGGUUUAAUUGCUCAAGAUGAAGAAUCGAAGAAGAAACAUUUUAAGCGAGUAGAAGAAGUGUUUGUGACGUUGGAAGAUGUGAUCAACAAGUGCAAAAAUGAAGGAAUGGAGUUUUUUGGAGGAGAUAAAAUUGGAUUUAUUGAUAUUUGUUUUGGGUGCUAUAUGAGUUGGGUUAGGGCAGCAGAGAAAAUAGAAGGAAUCAAGUUGCUUGAUGACACUAAGACUCCUGCUUUGGUGAAAUGGGCUGAAGCUUUUGAUGUUCAUCCUGCUGUCAAGGGAGUUGUACCAGAAAUGAAUAAGCUGGUGGAGUUUGUAAAGGGUUUGGUGAAAAGAUUGGUUGAUGCUACCCCUAAGUAA
This is a messenger RNA of Lathyrus sativus (Indian pea), 702 nucleotides long. The record is from the annotation of a GenBank genome assembly. NCBI's taxonomy places the organism in Eukaryota, Viridiplantae, Streptophyta, Magnoliopsida, Fabales, Fabaceae.